GUCCUGUUACCUGUCAGUCACUAUAUAAUGUUUUGUGUUGCUACCAGUGUCUCUGGACUGCGUGACAACUCAGUUUAAUUUUUUUUUAUGAAGUAUUAAGAAAAGCGCAUAUACAGAGAACCUCGAAGCAAAGUGGAAUUAAAUGUCUACUCUAGUCAGUAUUUUUUUUUCACGUUUCAGACACUGUACAUGUGUUACGACUGUUCGUUCACAAGAAAAUCAACUUUAUGACUAGAUGUUUCCAUUAUCUUUAAAAUGAUCAAAUUUUACUAAUUGGAUUACUCCAAAAUAAUUCUAGUAUAUUAUAUCGGUAGCCGAAUAUGGCAGCUUUACAAGAUUUACAAACACAAAAAUCAUACAAGUACCUACAUGAAGUUGAAACUCUUGCCCAAGAAAUUUUAACUGCCAAAGAAACUAAAAUGCAGAUAGCAAAUGCCCAAAAUAAGUUCAGAGAGGCAUUACGAGCUAUAGAAAGUACUGAAGAGAGAAGAACGUGGAUCCAAAUGGGAACUGUUUAUAUCGAAAGGCCUUCAUCCGAAUGUAAAAAUAUUUUAAGAAGUGAGAUUGCCAAAGCAGAAGAGGAUCUUGAUAAUUUGCACAAAAAGAUAAAGGAAAUGGUUUAUAAGCUCCGGGAUCUUGAACAUGAACCUCGAUUAGAAGGUUUUACGUUGAAACCUAUAUCUGUUGCUGAAGCAAAAGCACUUCAUAAGGGGUUUGGAUUGAUAGACUGAAAGCUAGAAUGGUUUACGUGUAACUAGAGCACUUUAGAGAAAAUACAACCAUUUUUCUUAAGCAUGGUUUUAAAAAGGCACCAUUGAUAAAUCGAAAGAAGUGUGCAUGAGAAAGCGGAGAAGAUAUUGUACUUAUAACAAAAUAAAAAAUUACCUUUAAAUAUUUCAUGAAAAUUAGUGUUUUUAUUAUUUUAUCUCUUAUAUGAGGUAUUAUCUGAGUUCUAACAACAGAUUAGUAUUACUCACGUCAAUUAAAUUUUGAGUUGGGAGAUAACAUUCCUGGAUGUUUAGUAGAUAAUAUAAAUAACUAAUUCUAUUUUGGCAACACUGCAAUAAAUUGUAGAAGAAUUA
This is a messenger RNA of Anoplophora glabripennis (Asian longhorned beetle), 1082 nucleotides long. Its product is annotated as p53 and DNA damage-regulated protein 1-like. The transcript has 2 exons. The record is from RefSeq and is a predicted model, not a curated record. NCBI's taxonomy places the organism in Eukaryota, Metazoa, Arthropoda, Insecta, Coleoptera, Cerambycidae. Bases 321 to 731 code for a protein of 136 amino acids.